UCUAAAUCACCAGAACAGAAGAGUCCAAAAAGCUUAAGUAUUAAAUCGGAAUACUUAGAGGAACGUAAAAUGGAGACAGAUCUCGAAAUUAGACAGCCAGAAGAAACUUCAGUCAAUAGAAAAUCGAAUGUGUCUGAAAACAAAACUUCGAGAAGAUCUGAAAGCCCAAUAGGAUCUCCAGUGAUAACUAGCAAUAUUAAUAAAAUAGCCAAUAUGAGUAAAGUUCUUUCAAAUGAAGCAAAAGCUUUAAGACAAUCUAUUCGUAGUUUAUCCGAAGAUAUAGCUAAAACUAAACAAGAAAUGUCCGAUCAACAAGAGGAAAACGUUAAUUUUCCCUAUCAUCUGUUUUUGUUGGAAAUUAUCGUAAAUAAAAUUCACAUGAAAUGUGAUUGUUUCGACGUUGAUGGUAACAAUCUAGUUAUUUUGGCGACAUUUUUAGGAAAACAACCUAUUGUCCUUUACGAUACCAGUUACGGUAAAAUAUAUAACUUUACUAAACUAAAUUUAGGGAAGUCAAUACUAUUCGCUAUGACCUACGAUAAAAUAUGUAGCAUCAAAGAUUUUGAAAUAACCAUACAAUUAACAAAACAGCCACCUUGCACCAGCUGUGUGACUAAAAUAGGACAGGCGUGUAUGGACUUAACUGUGGAGUUUGUGAAAUUACGCGAGGAAUUGUGUCGCAAAUGGUUGGCUGAACAGCCUGAUGAUAAUAUAAUGUGUACAACAUCGACACCAUUGUCCAAAAAUUUGUACCAUCUGUCUUGCGGUGACGAAGACCACAGGGACUCUAUUGGAGUUAUUGAGGUUUCGACAAGAAUGUCAUUCCUAGGAAAAGAAAUCAUGACUUCGUUUUGUGCUACUCCUAAACCUCAGGGCACGUCGUUUCUUUUGAAGCAAGAUAAUGGAAUGACAAUGUAUUCUUGUCAAAAAGUUGAAAUGGACGAUCAAGGCAAGAUACUUUUGGAUGAAAGUAGUUUAACAAAAAAAAGUUUACCCUGUGCGCAUCGCAAUCUUUCAUUCAUUGAAAGAAAUCAAAGGUGUCCGAGUCCAACAUCAAGCAUUCUGUCAUCUAAGAGAUCAUAUCAGCCGAUUCCGUAUUCACACUAUCAAAACGAGGUCCCUAAAUACGACGAGAUAUUUACAAAAAUUAAUGCGAACGAACUAAAAAUUCGUGUCCCAAAAACCACGAAGGUUGAACGAAUGGGAAAGUACGAUAGGAUACAGGAAUUGUGCUCCUGUGAAAAUACACCUUACAAUACAGGAGAUCAGAUACAAUUCCAGUUACCGAAAGAUUUCCAUAAUUCUGAUACUUACACUUCAAAUUUAAAAUACACUCAUAAAGGCUACGACAAUACCUGCGAUAAAAGGGACAGAAAAAUACUUAGCGUUACGCCAACUAACUGUCCGGUCCCUGUGGCCAUGGAGAAAAUAUUGCAUCCGCAGAAAGAUGUGUUCGUUUUAAAAAUUGGCAAAAAACUGGAAACAAAAGACAAGAAAACUGAAUUAGAAAUCGAACUAGUUACUCCAAAGGGGCCAACGGAAAAACGGAAUUUUGAUAAUAAUAUAAACAACAUUUCGCAACAGUGCAGUACUGUCGAACUGAACAAGAAACAAUCGAAAACAAGUAAUAAGAAAAAAAAUAAAACUAAAAAAGCAAAUAAAUCGAAGAAAGAAAUCAAAUCUAAAGAUAAAACAAAAAAAUAACUACACGACGAGUCAUUAUACUAACUGACACUAUUCUUGUUGAUAUAAAAUUGUACACUAGUUUUUAUAAAUACUGGCACAACGAAAUAAAACUUGUUUUUGAAACUGAACCAUUUUAUCUGUCUCAUCCAUUUAAUAUUAAGAUUUAAGAUCCUUAUCAUAAAAUGGAU
Messenger RNA from Bombyx mandarina (wild silkworm), 1874 nucleotides. Its product is annotated as pre-mRNA-splicing factor ISY1 homolog. Lineage: Eukaryota; Metazoa; Arthropoda; Insecta; Lepidoptera; Bombycidae. The record is from RefSeq and is a predicted model, not a curated record. Gene Ontology annotation, biological process: generation of catalytic spliceosome for second transesterification step.